CUGAGUAGGAGGGUGAGCCACUUAAGACAAUACAUUUAGCUUUGUGGAAGCGAAGAGUGCUCUUCUUCUCUGGAGAGGACUGGAAAAGUAUGUUUUUGCGCAUACUGCCACCCUCCAGGAGUUUCGAGGAAGAGUUGGUGAGGCUGGUAGGAGAGCCAUUUCCCAGAGGAGAAGAUGCGGAUCAUGACUGUGGUCUCUCAGAGGCCCUUCACCGGCCCUUCGGUCUCGACUCUGCCGCACUGACCGAGGCUGUGCGCUGGAGCUCCAAGGAGAACCUGCUGGGUGCCAGCGAGAGUGACCCCAACCUUUUUGUGGCACUUUAUGACUUUGUCGCCAGCGGUGAUAACACACUCAGCAUCAUGAAAGGGGAGAGGUUGCGGGUGCUGGGUUACAACCAGAACGGCGAGUGGAGCGAGGUGCGCUCCAAGAACGGCCAGGGCUGGGUGCCCAGCAACUACAUCACUCCAGUGAAUAGUAUGGAGAAACAUAGCUGGUACCAUGGGCCUGUGUCACGCAGUGCUGCCGAGUAUCUGCUCAGUAGCUUGAUCAACGGAAGCUUCCUGGUGCGGGAGAGCGAGAGCAGCCCUGGUCAACUGUCCAUCUCACUGCGCUAUGAAGGUCGCGUGUACCAUUACCGCAUCAACACGGCCUCUGACGGCAAGGUGUACGUGACUGCGGAGAGCCGCUUCAGCACCCUAGCUGAGCUGGUGCACCACCACUCCACGGUGGCGGACGGCCUGGUGACAACACUGCACUACCCUGCCCCCAAGUGCAACAAGCCCACCGUCUAUGGGGUCUCACCCAUCCACGACAAAUGGGAAAUGGAGCGCACUGACAUCACCAUGAAGCACAAGCUGGGUGGCGGCCAGUACGGCGAGGUCUACGUGGGUGUCUGGAAGAAGUACAACCUCACAGUUGCAGUAAAGACACUGAAGGAGGACACCAUGGAGGUGGAGGAGUUUCUUAAAGAAGCCUCUGUGAUGAAGGAAGUGAAACACCCCAACCUGGUUCAGCUGCUAGGUGUGUGCACCCUGGAGCCGCCCUUCUACAUUGUGACGGAGUACAUGCCCCACGGGAACUUGCUGGACUACCUGCGUGAGUGCGACCGCCAGGAGGUGAAUGCUGUGGUCCUCCUCUACAUGGCCACGCAGAUCUCUUCCGCUAUGGAGUACCUGGAGAAAAAGAACUUCAUCCACAGGGACUUGGCAGCGAGAAACUGCCUGGUAGGUGAGAACCACGUGGUGAAGGUGGCUGACUUUGGCCUGAGCCGACUCAUGACAGGGGACACCUACACAGCCCACGCCGGUGCGAAGUUCCCCAUCAAAUGGACUGCCCCGGAAAGCCUGGCUUACAACACCUUCUCCAUCAAGUCCGACGUGUGGGCAUUUGGCGUCCUGCUGUGGGAGAUUGCCACCUAUGGCAUGUCCCCGUACCCGGGCAUCGACCUGUCUCAGGUUUAUGACCUGCUGGAGAAGGGCUACCGGAUGGAGCAGCCGGAGGGGUGUCCCCCCAAAGUGUAUGAACUGAUGAGAGCCUGCUGGCAGUGGAGUUCACUGGAUAGACCCUCGUUUGCCGAGAUCCACCAAGCCUUUGAGACCAUGUUCCACGACUCCAGCAUCUCUGAAGAGGUGGCAGAGGAGCUGUGUAAAACAGCCACCUGCCCCCAAGUGGCCGCGGGGCUUUUUGACGCCGAGCUGCCCUCCAACUCGUGGGCCCUGAAGAAGCAGGUGGAGAACAAGGAGAACAUCGAGGGUGGACUGGAUGGCAAACCCAGCUCUUCCUGCCCGCCAGGGUUGAUGAGCGGUCGGCCAGCAGGAGACUCUCUGGUUGGUUCCCCCGCGUUGCCUCGGAGGCAGAGGGACAAAUCUCCCGGCAGGCUUCUGGUGGACGCGCAGGAGACGAGCUUCACACGGGACCGCAAGGCUGGCUUCUUCAGCUCCUUCAUUAAAAAGAAGUCUGCAUCAUCUCCCUCCUCUUCCUCUUCUCAGCCGCAGCAGAUCGUGCCCACCCCGCCGAAGAGGAGCAACUCCUUCCGAGAGAUGGAGAACCAACCGCACAAAAGAUACGAACCUGCGGCCGACUGUGGCGCCUCGCCUCCUGCGGUGCCGAUCUCCGAUGGCCUGAGCUUCUCCCCAUCACACAGAGAUGGUGGCCAUGCCCAGUCACGCUGCUGUGGAGCAACUUUUGUCCAGAGGACCCCUUCCAGCUCUGCUGGAGCAGCCUCGGCCCAUACAGGCGGCGGCGGCAGCAGCAGCUGGACCGGCUUGGCGGGCUUCUUCACCCCCCGUCUCAUCAAAAAGACGCUGGGGCUGCGGACAGGGAAACCCCCUGGGACAGAGGAUGAGGGUGGGGGAAGCAAGCCCUUCCCCCGGUCCAACUCCACAUCAUCCAUGGCCGCCGGCCUGCCCGACCUUGAGCGUAUGGCACUGACCCUGCCCAGGAACCGCAGUAAUCACAAGCCCCCGCUGGAGCGGACUGCCUCCACCACGUCCCAGCCAGAAAGCAGGAUGGAUGAGGGCAUCACGCAGAUACGCGACUGGCCCAAAGCUAAGUUGCUACCCCGUGGCAUAAGUGGAAGUAGCACCGUGGCGACAGCACAAAGGGUACCCGGGGUUGGGGGUGAGGUCAAUUCCGACUCUCACUCGUGGGUAAGGGAUGGCCAGGAGGCAGUAGCGCAGGAGAGACAGGUGUUGUCUGCCACCUCUAAGUCGUCAGGCCCCACAGCUGCCCCUCACAACCACAAAGUGCCGGUGCUGAUCUCACCCACGCUGAAGCAAAGCCCUGCGGACGUGCACCUGGUGGCUGUCGAUUCGCAGGGCAACCGCUUCAAGCUUCUGUCGGAACAGGCGGACCGAGAUCGGCCCCGGCUGGUCAAACCCAAGUGCGCUCCUCCGCCGCCGCCCAGCCUGCGCCUCCUUCAGCACCCGUUCUCCCGAAACAGCGAUGACGCCAUGGUGGAGCAGAGCGGCGCAGGCGCAGAUGACGGCGGUGACGGCGUGAAAAGGCCUGCGAGGGAGGUGGCAGGUAGAGCGUUGAUGCAGCCGCCACCCUUUGCAUCGCCUGCCAGCAGCACCAUGUCAAACAAGCUGGCAAACGGUGCAGCAAGCACAACCUCCCACUCCUCAUCCUCCUCCUCCUCCUCCUCCUCCUCCUCCUCCUCUUUGUCUCCUUCCUCGCUUCCGUCCAGCGGCUCCAAAGUGACGCUGCGGCGGACUCGCCAGCAGAUAGAGAAGACACCCCCAGAGAAGGUUAGCAAGGAGGCCCUGCUGGAGUGCGCAAAGAGUCUGAGCAGCACCCUCCACUGCAGAGUCGAAGCCCCCCUCAGCAACCAGCUUCUGGAAGCGGGCCACCAGCUGCUCAACUACUGCACGGCCUACGUAGACUGCAUCCCGCAGACGCGCAACAGGUUCGCCUUCAGGGAGGCGCUGGGGAAGCUGGAAUCGAGCCUGCAAGAGCUGCGAGCGUCUACGUCUGCCGGGGCCGCCGGGGGCGUGGGACCCAGCUCCGCCCUGGACAACUUGCACACUUGCGUCAAGGAAAUCAUCGAUGUGGUACAGAGGUAGCUGCCAGCACCCUGCGGGUGGCUUUACCUUAAAUGUCAAUGUGAUGGACAAGGAACUCAAGGGUACCUCAGAAAAGUGUACGAAUCGCACUGUUUACAGUUUGUUCGGUCUGUUUCUUCUAACGACGGGAGGGGAAUAUCGCUCCGUUCCUGCAGAAGAGCGUUUAUUUAUUAGAAAGACUCCGAUGUUAUACGAGACUUGUACAGGCGAUCCACUCCAUUUAACUUGUAUGAAUCUGUGUUUAUUUUGUAAAUUUAUUUAAAUUUAUUUAUUAAGUUUAGAUACAUCUUUGGAUUGCGUGGCUUCGAGCUGCUACGGAACAUGAAUAACUAGAAGGCGCUGCUUCUGCCACAUACAUUGGAAAGAAUAGGAGCUGGGUUCAGGAGAUUACUUUUUUUUUUAAACUACUUCUGGUUUGGCGUAUGACAAAACUGACCUGUAUUUUCCCCUCGCAACGGGAUUCCCUGGCACACGCCGCAAUCACGAGACAAAACCGUUCGACCGGAAGACGCGGAUGAGCCGAAAUCAACCGAGGGCCACUUCCCGAAAUCGUUUCAGCCUCAGAUUCAGUGACUGUUCGCAGCGAUGGUCAUUCAGUACGAAGUCGGUAAACUCGGUUAUUUUAACACUCGGGUGGUUUAGAGGAGGCGGACCCUAGGUUGACGGGACCCGAACGUGCCGCCGCUUUAGGCCUUCCGAAAUCUUUCCGUUUUCUUGUUUUUGUUUUGUU
Messenger RNA from Scleropages formosus (Asian bonytongue), 4293 nucleotides. RefSeq names its product c-abl oncogene 2, non-receptor tyrosine kinase (gene abl2). Gene Ontology annotation, molecular function: non-membrane spanning protein tyrosine kinase activity; ATP binding; protein binding. Lineage: Eukaryota; Metazoa; Chordata; Actinopteri; Osteoglossiformes; Osteoglossidae. The record is from RefSeq and is a predicted model, not a curated record. Gene Ontology annotation, biological process: protein phosphorylation. The transcript has 11 exons. Bases 90 to 3563 code for a protein of 1157 amino acids.